This is a messenger RNA of Nicotiana attenuata, 834 nucleotides long. RefSeq names its product transcription termination factor MTEF1, chloroplastic. Lineage: Eukaryota; Viridiplantae; Streptophyta; Magnoliopsida; Solanales; Solanaceae. The coding region runs from base 1 to 834 and encodes 277 amino acids. Gene Ontology annotation, molecular function: double-stranded DNA binding. Gene Ontology annotation, biological process: regulation of DNA-templated transcription. The record is from RefSeq and is a predicted model, not a curated record. The transcript has a single exon.
AUGUUUCUAUGCUCUUCUAUCCCAACUACAAAAAUCUGCUUCUUCAUUUCUGCCACAAAUAUCCCUUUUUCUUCAUCUCCAAACCCUCCCCUCCUAAGAUUUCGCACUUCUAAUCGUGAAAAUCUCCGGUAUCUAAAAUCCCUCGGCAUUAUCAAGCCAGGAAACAAAACCUACAAAAGCCCAUCACCUGAAUCCCUUUUACAUAUCUUAUCCAUUGUGAACCUCCUAAAUUCCCAAGGAUUCUCCGAAGCUGAUAUAUCAAGAAUAGCUCUUGUUUGCGACCAGGUAUUUUCACCUGAAUUUAGUCCUGCCCAUGUUGAAUCUGUUUUUGAAUUCUUCAAAUUUGAUUUGGCUGCAACCCCAGAAGAAACUCGAGGUUUAAUUCUUAGAUGCCCUCAAAUUCUUGAAUCCAAUGUCCCCUUCUGUCUGAGACCGACACUGAUUUAUCUUAAAGAACUGGACAUUGGAAAUUUAAACUUGCCAACAACCUUAAAUGCUCAUCUUCUGAAUACCCGAGUUGAUAAAUUGGAAGAAAAGGUUAGAUUUUUGGGGGGUAUUGGGUUUUCCUACGAAGAAUCAGCAAAGUUUUGUGCUAGAUUUCCUGCUAUAUUUGGUUACAGCAUUGAACAGAACUUGUGGCCAAAAUAUGUGUAUUUGGUUGAGGAGAUGAGGAGGGAUAUCCAGGAACUGAAACUGUUCCCUCAGUACUUUGCUUUCAGCCUUAGAAACAGGAUUGUGCCUAGACAUUUGCAUCUCAAAGAAAGAAAUGUUACCAUGCCUUUGAAACGAAUGUUGCUGUGGAGUGAUCAACGCUUUUAUGCUAAAUGGAAAUAA